Molecule: messenger RNA, 873 nt
Organism: Penicillium arizonense
Lineage: Eukaryota; Fungi; Ascomycota; Eurotiomycetes; Eurotiales; Aspergillaceae
Exons: 2
Source: RefSeq, a predicted model, not a curated record
AUGAAGAUUCAAGGCUUCGUUGCAAGCGCGUUUCUCCUGCUUCUGUCGGCGACUGAUGUCUUCGCCGCACCGGCCGAAGCAAAUUCCCUCGAAGCUCGGACUUCCCAUUGCGAUCGAAAGGAUUGGAAUUGCAAGAACUGGGACUGGAACAAGUGUGUCUGUAACGAUAAACACUGCCAGAAGGAUUUGAAAUGCAAAAAUUGGAACUGGGACAAGUGCAUUUGCAACGACAAGCAUUGUGACCGAAAGGAUUGGAAGUGUAAGGACUGGGACUGGAAUAAGUGUCUUUGCAACGACAAGCAGGUGUGCCACAAGGAUCCUAAGUGCAACAAUUGGGAUUGGAACAAGUGCAUUUGUAACGACAAGCAUUGUGAUCGAAAGGAUUGGAAGUGUAAGGACUGGGACUGGAACAAGUGUCUUUGCAACGACAAGCAGGUGUGCCACAAGGAUCCUAAGUGCAACAAUUGGGAUUGGAACAAGUGUGUCUGCAACGACAAGCAUUGUGAUCGAAAGGAUUGGAAGUGUAAGGAUUGGGACUGGAACAAGUGUGUCUGCAACGACAAGCAUUGUGAUCGAAAGGAUUGGAAGUGUAAGGAUUGGGACUGGAACAAGUGUGUCUGCAACGACAAGCAUUGUGAUCGAAAGGAUUGGAAGUGUAAGCACUGGGACUGGAACAAGUGUGUCUGCAACGACAAGCCUUGCCAGAAGGAUCCUAAGUGUAAGCACUGGGACUGGAACAAGUGUCUCUGCAACGACAAGCAUUGUGAUCGAAAGGAUUGGAAUUGUAAGGACUGGGACUGGAACAAGUGUCUUUGCAACGACAAGCCCUGCCAGAAGGAUCCUAAGUGCAAGGAUUGGGAUUGGAACAAAUGC